AUGGCUAUUCAAUUAACUACAACUCCUGAAACCUGCAAAGAAAUUAUUUCCGAACAAAAGAAAGACGGACAAAUAGAAUUAAGUAAAACUAUUCAAAAAGAGCUAGACAUUCCAUCAACCGAAACUUUAGUAACCACCGUUCAAACAUAUACUACUAACGAAAAAUUAAAGAAACCCGAAUCAACAUCUUGGUGGACAACAGCCGUAAAUCUUAGUUAUUUAAAAAAUGCCGCUUCUCAACAUGAAGGAGAAUGGAGAGAUAAAUAUAAUAAAGCUCGUGAAUAUCUCUCUUCUCAAAUUGGAGAUUCUGAUGCGGAAAAAGAAAUCUUAGAAGUCACGGAUAAAUAUGUAGUUGAUAAAGCAACACACAAAGUCAUUGAAGACCAUAAGCAAGAAGUUAUUGCCAUUGAAAAAGAGAAGAAAGAAAAGAAGCAAGGCGUUCUUGAGAAUAUAACUGGUGGCAUAACGAGUUUAUAUAAAACCACUACCGAAGCAACUAGGGAUCUUGGAAAACAUAUAGGACAAGCUCUAACUUUUGACACCGAUGAACACGAUCAUCAAGAAAAAGCAGCUGCUCUAAUAGUUGUUCAAUCAA
Molecule: messenger RNA, 595 nt
Organism: Acaulospora colombiana
Lineage: Eukaryota; Fungi; Glomeromycota; Glomeromycetes; Diversisporales; Acaulosporaceae
Source: the annotation of a GenBank genome assembly